This is a messenger RNA of Racocetra fulgida, 486 nucleotides long. The record is from the annotation of a GenBank genome assembly. Lineage: Eukaryota; Fungi; Glomeromycota; Glomeromycetes; Diversisporales; Gigasporaceae.
AUGUCAUCUCCAUCGCAAAUACCUUCAAACAAUCCAAUGUCUUCAUUUCAUCCAAAUUCUUAUUUAGAUAUUGCUUUAACCAAUCCACCUCAAAAAAACAUAUUAGUCAAACUCUCUCUUGCUUAUCCGCCUUUACCUCAUGAUAAUAUAGAUGACAACCAAGACUGUCAGUCUCAAACUUCUUCGAGUUCAUAUAUAAAAUUUAGAUUUUUUCAAACUGAUUCCAAAGACGAUAUCAAACAAGAAAUAGCAAAAGCUUUUGAUGUUGAAGAGUUUUCUUUAAUAGAUGAAAAUGAUAACAUCAUUACGUCAAGUUGGUUUUCGUUAGAAGAUAACCAAAGAUAUAAGAUUAUUGAUCGUUCUUCCGUUUGUAAAGGUUUUGAUAAUUUUACUUCGGAAAAACGUCUCUUGGUGUUAAAUAAAGGUAAAAAAUCUGUUGUUUAUGAAAAAAAACGUGACCGUGAUUUAUAUCGUAGGGAUAAAAAG